Molecule: messenger RNA, 1865 nt
Organism: Spinacia oleracea (spinach)
Lineage: Eukaryota; Viridiplantae; Streptophyta; Magnoliopsida; Caryophyllales; Amaranthaceae
Product: 3-ketoacyl-CoA synthase 19
Exons: 1
Coding region: 279-1646 (455 amino acids)
Biological process (GO): fatty acid biosynthetic process
Cellular component (GO): membrane
Molecular function (GO): acyltransferase activity, transferring groups other than amino-acyl groups
Source: RefSeq, a predicted model, not a curated record
AUACAAGGGUAAUUGUUAGUUGGCAUUGUUAUUAAUGCUUCCAUAAUCUAUAAUGAGUCAAGCCCAUGUCCUGAGUUAGUGAGAGAGAUACAGACAGAUCGAAAGGGAUAGGGAAGACACUAAAAGUUAACCGAAACAAGAUAAUACGUUAUUUAUGCUAAAUAACUCUUAUAAAGAGGCACUAAACACACAACACCCAUUCCCACAAAAUAUAUUUAAAAAGCAUCAGUGUAUCAUUUUUUUUCAAAUCUCUUUCUUCUUUCUAUCUGUUUCCUCUCAUGGAACUUCUCACAGCACUCUAUCUCUUUCCUGUCUUGUACAUCGCUUACCUUCUCUGCAAGCGGGUCAUUAAAAAGAGGGAUCAAUGCUGCUACAUGCUUCACUACGAGUGCUUCAAGCCUCCGGAAGAUAGGAAGCUAAGCACUGAAUCGUGUGCCAGCAUCGUAUUCCGUAAUAAAAGACUCCGUAUAGAGGAAUUUAGGUACCUGUUGAAAACCAUGGUGAGUUCUGGCAUUGGAGAGUCAACUUACUGUCCCAAAAAUGUCCUUGAAGGUAGAGAAGCAAGUCCUACUCUUACUGAUUCCCUGGAGGAGAUGGAUGAAAUCAUCUUUGCAACACUUGACAAGCUAUUUGAUAAAUCAGGGAUAUCCCCAACAGAUGUUGAUAUCCUCAUCGUCAACGUCUCCUUGCUAGCUACAAUCCCCUCCCUCACAUCCCGGGUUGUUAACCGUUACAAGAUGCGGCACGACAUUAAGACGUUUAAUGUCACGGGAAUGGGUUGUAGUGCAAGCCUCAUUGCCAUUGAUAUGGUCCAGCAACUGUUUAAAGUACACAAGAAUAUGAAUGCUAUUAUUGUUAGCACUGAAUCCAUGGGAACAAACUGGUACACGGGCAGAGACCGAUCCUUCAUGCUCUCCAACUGCCUGUUCCGCACAGGGGGUUGCUCGAUGCUCUUCUCAAACAACAGACAUUUGAAACAUCGUGCUAUCAUCAAGCUCAACUACUUAUUGAGAACCCACCUUGGAGCAGACGAUGCGGCAUACAAGUGUUGCUUUCAAAAAGAAGACGAUGAGGGGUACCCUGGAUUUUGUCUCACUAGGCACCUCCCAAAGGCAGCUGCUCAAGCCCUUACUGAGAAUCUUAAGGUGCUAGUGCCUAGGAUCAUACCUCUUUGGGAGCUAAUCCGGUAUUUUAUUGUAUCUAGUUGUUGGACAAAGGGUGAACUUGAAAAAGCUGGGAAAGGAUUGAAUUUCAAGGCUGGUAUUCAACACUUCUGCAUACAUCCAGGUGGUAGAGCAGUUAUUGAUAGUACUGGAAAAGGAUUGCAGCUCAGUGAUUAUGAUUUGGAACCUGCUAGGAUGACACUACACAGAUGGGGGAAUACCUCAGCCGCUGGCUUCUGGUAUGUUCUGGGUUACAUGGAGGCUAAAAAGAGACUCAAGAAAGGCGAUAAGAUUCUCAUGAUCAGUCUUGGGGCAGGAUUCAAGUGCAACAAUUGUUUGUGGGAGGUAAUGCGGGAUUUGAAGGACAGGAAUGCCUGGGAUGACUGCAUAGAUGAAUACCCUGCGGAAAAAAUUGUAAAUCCUUUCAUGGCAAGGUACAGCUGGAUCAACGAUGAAGUACUAAGUUUCGUUAGACUGAACUAGACAGGAAAAAUCAACAAUAUUGUUAGCAUUUUAUGUUGCUCUUAAUCUUUAAUUUUAAUUGUCUUUCCUUUUGAGAAGUUUAGGUUCACAGCAAAAUUGUUGGUUAUAAGACCAUCCUAUUCUGGUUAUAGGUCCAUGUAAUUCUUACACUAUUUUGAUUUUUUUGAAAUCACCCCUACCCCCACAUAAAAAAGAGAAAAAAGUCAUUGAUUGGUUUUA